This is a messenger RNA of Hydatigera taeniaeformis, 2706 nucleotides long. The record is from the annotation of a GenBank genome assembly. NCBI's taxonomy places the organism in Eukaryota, Metazoa, Platyhelminthes, Cestoda, Cyclophyllidea, Taeniidae.
AUGUCGAGUGACCGUUCGUCCUCAAGAAGUCUUGCUCGGGAUCAUGAAAAUGGAUCACCUGAUGAGGACUUACCAUUUGAAGAUGAGUCGGCUGCCAUCCUUGGUGAUGAAGAUGAUGUCCAGGAGGAAUCUGAAGGUGAAGACCUUUUUCGCGAUGACAUGGAAAGAGACUAUCGACCAAUUCCUGAGCUCGAUGUCUAUGAGCCUGAGGGUUUGGCUAGCACAGAUGACUACUCAAGCAUGUCACCAACAGCCCGGGCUGAGGCUGAACGUGCUAUGCGAGAUCGGGAUCGCGCUGAAGCACUGGCCACAGGAGUUCUUCGUCGUGGCUUAGUUGCUGACUUGUACGGUGUUGACGAGGAGGAAGAAAUUCCAGCUAGGCGUCGUCGUCUUGCCGAACGAGUUGCCUCUGGUCUUGACCUGGAGCCUUCUGGUGAUUAUGAGGAAGCUCUGGAAAGCAUCGAAAAUCUAGAGGAUAUGCAUGGGAUGGCUGUCAAUGAGUGGGUCCAGCAACCAGCUACGCGACAGGAAAUAAAAAAUCGGUUUAAAUCGUUCUUACGCACCUUUCUUGAUGAACACGGCGUUAAUGUAUACGCUGAGCGCAUCGUUCAAAUGGCUCGUGAAAACAGACAGUGCCUCUCCGUGGAUUAUCAGCAUUUGGCUGCAGCGGAACAGGUACUCGCUUACUUCCUGCCUGAAGCGCCUUUCCACGUGUUGGAGAUAUUUAAUGAAGGUGCUUUGGAAGUGACUCUUGCCAGGUACCCGCGAUACGACAGAAUAAGCAGUCAUGUCAAUGUCCGCAUUGUUGAUCUUCCGUUAAUCGAGGAUCUGAGGAGUCUUCGCCACCUUCAUUUAAACCAGCUGGUGCGUACUAGCGGAGUCGUAACCAGUGCAAGCAGUGUUAUGCCACAACUCAGUGUAGUACGAUAUAACUGUGUGAAGUGUUCUUGUGUCAUCGGUCCAUUUGUGCAAAACCAACUUUCAAAUGAGGUUAAACCCACUCUCUGUUCAGAGUGUCAGUCAACUGGGCCUUUUGAAAUCAAUCUCGAAAAGACUGUUUACAAAAACUAUCAAAGGAUAACUAUUCAAGAAAGUCCUGGUAAGGUACCUCCCGGAAGACUUCCGCGCUCCAAAGAUGCCAUCCUUCUUGGCGAUUUGGUUGACAGCUGUAAACCUGGUGACGAAGUUGAGCUCACUGGCAUUUAUACGAACAACUAUAGCGGCUCAUUAAACGUACAAACAGGCUUUCCUGUGUUUUCUACCGUUAUUCACGCCAACAACGUCAUCCGCAAGGAGGACAAACUUGUGCUCGGAAGUCUCACCGACGAGGACGUGAAGACCAUCACAAAGUUGUCUCGAGAUGAGAGAAUUGCUGAGCGCAUUUUUGCCUCCAUUGCACCGAGCAUCUACGGUCACGAUGACAUAAAGCGGGGUAUUGCACUCGCCCUCUUCGGUGGUGAGGCUAAGAAUCCUGGUGAAAAGCACAAGAUUCGUGGCGAUAUUAACGUCCUCCUUUGCGGUGAUCCUGGUACUGCGAAAUCUCAGUUUCUCAAGUGUGUGGAGCAGCUUGCUCCGCGGUGUGUCUUUACCACCGGUCAGGGGGCCAGUGCCGUUGGGUUAACCGCCUAUGUGACUCGGAAUCCUACAUCGAAGGAGUGGACCCUCGAGGCUGGGGCUCUGGUUCUCUCUGAUAGAGGUGUUUGUCUUAUUGACGAGUUUGAUAAAAUGAAUGACCAAGAUCGAACAUCCAUUCACGAGGCGAUGGAGCAGCAAAGCAUCUCCAUUAGCAAAGCAGGCAUUGUUACGAGUCUCCAAGCUCGGUGUUCCGUCAUUGCAGCCGCUAACCCCAUCGGGGGACGCUACGACCCGAGUCUGACAUUCGCUGAUAACGUGGAUCUGAGCGAGCCCAUUUUGAGUCGUUUCGACGUGUUAUGUGUUGUUCGGGACACCGUGGACUCAGUACAAGAUGAGAUGCUGGCCAAGUUUGUGGUGGGCAGUCACAUGCGGCAUCAUCCUAACCUGAGUCUCGAGGAGUCCGAAACACUAGUAACUCAGCUCGCUGGCUUGGGAGCGACAAUGGGAAGUGUCGACGGUAAUGUCGGUGAUCGUGAGCCCCUGCGGCAGGAUCUGCUGAAGAAGUACAUAAUGUAUGCGAAGGAUCGAGUGCAUCCGAAGUUGAAUCAGAUGGACCAGGAUAAAGUAGCGAAGGCCUACGCUGAUCUGCGUCGGGAGUCGAUGGCUACAGGCAGCAUUCCCAUCACUGUGCGUCAUAUUGAGUCGGUUGUACGCCUCUCUGAGGCUCAUGCGCGCAUGCACCUUCGGGAGUAUGUGAACGAGGACGAUGUAAAUAUGGCUCUACGCAUUGUUCUUGAGUCAUUUGUCUCGACGCAGAAGUAUGGCAUCAUGAAGACCAUGCGUCAGAAGUUUUCCCGUUUUCUGAGCUACCGUCGAGACAACCAAGAGUUGUUGUUGUUCCUGCUGAAGCAGUUAGUGCACGAGCACUCGGCAUUUGAACGUUCGCGUCACGCUGCUGCUGCGGGGGUAGCCGAGACAUCGUUACAGGUGGAGGUCUCGGAGCAGGAGCUCUUGGAUCGCGCACGCCAAGUUAACAUUCCUUCAGUGCGUGCCUUUAUAACCAGCGAGCUCUUCGUUGCCCAUCACUUCACCUACGACGCCGGGCGCAAGUUAAUUAUCCAUAACCUUUAG